Molecule: messenger RNA, 621 nt
Organism: Setaria italica (foxtail millet)
Lineage: Eukaryota; Viridiplantae; Streptophyta; Magnoliopsida; Poales; Poaceae
Product: probable histone H2AXa
Exons: 2
Coding region: 78-488 (136 amino acids)
Cellular component (GO): nucleosome
Molecular function (GO): DNA binding; protein heterodimerization activity; structural constituent of chromatin
Source: RefSeq, a predicted model, not a curated record
CACCGCUCCAGUCUCCGCAGCGCCCCCAACCUCAAAAGAGUUCAGAAGUUUCCAGACCUCCACAAGGUGAAGCGGAUAUGAGUUCCUCCGGCGGCCGCGGGAAGGCGAAGCCGGCGACCAAGUCGGUGUCGCGGUCCUCCAAGGCCGGGCUCCAGUUCCCCGUCGGUCGCAUCGCGCGGUACCUCAAGGCCGGCAAGUACGCGGAGCGCGUCGGCGCCGGGGCCCCCGUGUACCUCUCCGCCGUCCUCGAGUACCUCGCCGCCGAGGUGUUGGAGCUGGCCGGGAACGCGGCGAGGGACAACAAGAAGAACCGCAUCGUGCCGCGCCACAUCCAGCUGGCGGUGCGGAACGACGAGGAGCUGAGCAAGCUGCUGGGCACCGUGACGAUCGCGGCCGGUGGCGUGAUGCCCAACAUCCACCAGACGCUGCUGCCCAAGAAGGCUGGCGGCCACAAGGGGGACAUCGGCUCCGCUUCCCAGGAGUUCUGAGCGCGUCUUUGAUGUUUCUUGCGGGUUUUUGGAUGUUUGGGGGUUUUUUAUGGAACUUUGCUGGAUGUAAACAAACGCUGUGCGUUGGCUCAUGAAUGAAUGAAUGAAUGAAUAGAAGAGACAUUUACCAUGA